Molecule: messenger RNA, 3896 nt
Organism: Kogia breviceps (pygmy sperm whale)
Lineage: Eukaryota; Metazoa; Chordata; Mammalia; Artiodactyla; Physeteridae
Gene: SRGAP1
Product: SLIT-ROBO Rho GTPase activating protein 1
Biological process (GO): signal transduction; negative regulation of cell migration
Cellular component (GO): cytoplasm
Molecular function (GO): GTPase activator activity; protein binding
Source: RefSeq, a predicted model, not a curated record
CCCGGGACUUGCUUUAGGAUCGCGAUUCCUCUUUCCUGCCCGGGGCAGUAGCAACCGUGUGUGCCGACGGAGGAACGGCAGUAGCAUCCCCAGUCCGGGCGGGACCCCCGAGCGCCGGAGCCGGCGGCUGGAGCAGGAAGGGAGAGUCGCGGCGCCCGCCCUCCCCGGCUGGCCCUGCCCCGCGCGCCCCGUGCGGGUUGCUAACAAUGGUGCGGAGCGCCGGCGCGAUUCCCGCGUCCGCCCAGCGGUCGUAGAGGAAGUGGCCGGGCUCCGGGUGGGGUGGGCAGGGAGACGCCCCCCACCACUCGCUUGCUGGAGUUUGCCGGCGCGCCGGGCCUCUCCGGCCCCGAACCCUGGGCUCCCCUCCGCAUCACCGACGGCAGCUCGAUCCAGAGAGUAUGGUGCCAGCGCCCGGGUUAAUCUAGUCCUCGGCUCGCUCCUUUUUUUCCUCCUCCUCCUCCUCUCCCUCCCCCUUUCCCUCCUGUCGGUGCUGCCUCUGGGUUCCCGGCGUGUGGGAGUACAACUCUCUGCCUCUCCGAGGAGACUGGUCGGUGACCCCCUAACAGAACUUGCCCACUGAAAGCAAACCCAGAACAGCUGGAUAAUGUCCACUCCGAGCAGAUUCAAAAAGGACAAAGAGAUCAUAGCCGAGUAUGAAAGUCAAGUCAAAGAAAUUCGAGCUCAACUGGUAGAACAACAGAAAUGCCUGGAGCAGCAAACAGAGAUGCGAGUUCAGCUUCUGCAGGACCUGCAAGAUUUCUUCCGGAAAAAAGCCGAAAUUGAGACGGAAUAUUCUCGGAACCUAGAAAAGUUAGCAGAAAGGUUCAUGGCAAAAACAAGAAGCACUAAGGAUCAUCAACAGUACAAGAAAGACCAGAACUUGUUGUCUCCAGUGAACUGCUGGUAUUUGCUCCUGAACCAAGUAAGACGAGAAAGCAAAGACCACGCAACCUUGAGUGACAUCUAUCUGAACAAUGUGAUUAUGCGGUUCAUGCAGAUAAGUGAGGAUUCCACCAGGAUGUUUAAAAAGAGCAAAGAGAUUGCAUUCCAGCUUCAUGAGGACUUAAUGAAGGUUCUUAACGAGCUCUAUACGGUGAUGAAAACAUACCAUAUGUAUCAUGCAGAGAGCAUCAGUGCAGAGAGCAAGCUGAAAGAGGCUGAGAAACAAGAAGAGAAGCAAAUUGGCAGAUCCAGUGACCCAGUCUUUCAUAUUAGACUGGAAGAGAGACAUCAGCGGCGAAGCUCUGUGAAGAAAAUUGAAAAGAUGAAGGAAAAAAGACAAGCAAAGUAUUCAGAAAACAAGCUAAAGUCGAUUAAGGCACGGAAUGAAUAUCUCCUAACCCUUGAAGCAACCAAUGCCUCAGUUUUCAAGUAUUAUAUUCAUGAUCUUUCAGAUUUAAUUGAUUGCUGUGAUCUUGGCUACCAUGCAAGUCUAAACAGAGCCCUGAGAACAUAUCUCUCUGCGGAGUAUAACCUUGAAACCUCCAGACACGAAGGCUUAGACAUUAUUGAGAAUGCAGUUGACAAUUUGGAGCCCAGGAGUGAUAAGCAGAGAUUCAUGGAGAUGUACCCUGCUGCGUUCUGUCCACCAAUGAAGUUUGAGUUUCAGUCUCACAUGGGUGAUGAGGUGUGUCAGGUCAGUGCGCAGCAGCCGGUCCAGGCAGAGCUUAUGCUCAGGUACCAGCAGCUGCAGUCCCGACUGGCCACGCUCAAGAUUGAGAACGAGGAGGUUAAGAAAACGACUGAGGCCACCUUGCAGACGAUACAAGAUAUGGUCACCAUCGAGGACUACGAUGUUUCUGAAUGCUUCCAGCACAGUCGUUCCACAGAGUCCGUGAAGUCUACUGUCUCUGAAACCUACCUGAGUAAGCCCAGUAUCGCCAAGAGAAGAGCCAACCAGCAGGAGACCGAGCAGUUCUACUUCAUGAAACUCAGAGAAUAUUUGGAGGGUAGUAAUCUCAUCACAAAACUUCAAGCCAAGCAUGACUUGUUGCAGAGGACCCUUGGAGAAGGUCAUAGAGCUGAAUAUAUGACUACAAGGCCUCCAAAUGUUCCCCCUAAGCCCCAGAAACACAGGAAGUCCAGACCCCGCUCACAGUAUAAUGCUAAGUUGUUUAAUGGGGAUUUGGAAACAUUCAUCAAGGACUCAGGACAGAUGAUCCCCCUCAUUGUGGAAAGCUGUAUUCGGUUCAUCAAUCUCUAUGGUCUUCAGCAUCAGGGGAUUUUCAGAGUGUCUGGUUCCCAGGUGGAAGUCAAUGAUAUAAAAAAUUCAUUUGAGAGAGGUGAAAACCCUUUGGCUGACGAGCAGAGUAACCAUGAUAUUAACUCAGUUGCUGGCGUUCUAAAGCUCUACUUCCGUGGGCUGGAAAACCCCCUCUUUCCUAAGGAAAGAUUUAAUGAUCUGAUUUCUUGUGUCAGAAUAGAUAAUCUCUAUGAGAGGGCGCUUCACAUCCGCAAACUCCUCCUGACCUUGCCCAGGUCGGUCCUUAUAGUGAUGAGGUACCUCUUUGCCUUCCUCAAUCAUCUUUCACAGUACAGUGAUGAGAACAUGAUGGACCCUUAUAACCUGGCCAUUUGCUUUGGACCCACAUUGAUGCCUGUCCCAGAAAUACAGGAUCAAGUGUCCUGCCAGGCUCAUGUGAAUGAGAUUGUCAAAACCAUCAUCAUCCACCAUGAGACUAUUUUCCCAGAUGCUAAAGAGCUGGAUGGCCCUGUUUAUGAGAAAUGUAUGGCUGGAGAUGACUAUUGCGACAGCCCAUACAGUGAGCACGGUACAUUGGAGGAAGUGGAUCAGGACGCUGGUACAGAGCCCCACACCAGUGAAGACGAAUGUGAGCCAAUAGAAGCAAUAGCCAAGUUUGACUAUGUUGGGCGGUCUGCCAGAGAAUUGUCCUUCAAGAAGGGUGCUUCCCUGCUGCUGUAUCACCGCGCAUCCGAGGACUGGUGGGAAGGAAGACACAAUGGGAUCGAUGGGCUUGUGCCCCACCAGUACAUAGUGGUGCAGGAUAUGGAUGAUACGUUUUCAGACACUCUGAGCCAAAAAGCUGACAGCGAGGCCAGCAGUGGGCCAGUGACUGAAGACAAGUCUUCAUCCAAGGACAUGAACUCCCCAACAGACCGUCAUCCUGAUGGCUAUUUAGCCAGGCAAAGAAAAAGAGGAGAGCCACCCCCUCCAGUAAGGCGUCCUGGCAGGACCAGUGAUGGCCAUUGCCCUCUCCAUCCCCCACAUGGUCUUUCCAACUCCUCAAUUGACCUGGGGUCCCCAAGCCUGGGCAGUCACCCCCGGGGCCUGCUACAGAACCGUGGCCUCAAUAAUGACAGUCCUGAGAGGAGGCGUCGGCCGGGUCAUGGCAGCUUGACCAACAUCAGCCGCCAUGACUCUCUCAAGAAGAUUGACAGCCCUCCUAUUAGAAGGUCCACAUCAUCAGGGCAAUACACAGGCUUCAACGACCACAAGCCACUGGACCCAGAGACAAUCGCUCAGGAUAUUGAAGAGACGAUGAACACUGCUUUGAAUGAACUCCGAGAACUGGAGAGACAGAGUACAGCAAAGCACGCCCCCGAUGUGGUGCUGGAUACCUUAGAACAAGUGAAAAACUCUCCCACCUCUGCCAAGUCCACGGAAUCUCUCAGCCCUUUGCACAACGUUGCCCUCAGGAGCUCGGAGCCUCAGAUUCGACGUAGCACUAGCUCCUCCAGUGACACAAUGAGUACUUUCAAGCCUAUGGUGGCUCCCAGAAUGGGCGUGCAGCUGAAGCCCCCAGCCCUUCGGCCGAAACCUGCUGUUCUUCCAAAAACAAACCCUACCGUAGGGCCCACCCCACCUUCCCAGGGUCCAGCAGACAAGUCUUGCACAAUGUAAAAAAACCAACUGAGCAAGCAUAUGGGGAGGUGAU